Messenger RNA from Pleuronectes platessa (European plaice), 416 nucleotides. RefSeq names its product protein sidekick-1. NCBI's taxonomy places the organism in Eukaryota, Metazoa, Chordata, Actinopteri, Pleuronectiformes, Pleuronectidae. The transcript has 4 exons. Gene Ontology annotation, cellular component: axon; plasma membrane. The annotation marks the transcript as partial. Gene Ontology annotation, molecular function: cell-cell adhesion mediator activity. The record is from RefSeq and is a predicted model, not a curated record. Gene Ontology annotation, biological process: homophilic cell-cell adhesion; axon guidance; dendrite self-avoidance.
AGGUGGCUCCCUACCUCCGAGGGGGCGUAGCAGGGCAGCAGGUGGUGCUGGAGGGAAACAGGCUGGUGCUGACCUGCCUGGCUGGAGGCAGCUGGCCUCUGCAGUACCGCUGGACUCUCAACAACAGCAACAUCACCGACUGGACACAACAGUACAGGUGGCUUGUGGAGUCACUUUGCAGACCCGACGCUGGUCUGUAUCAGUGCACAGUGAGGAACAGGAUGGGAGCGGUGAUCCACAGGAGAACAGAGGUGCAGGUGGCCUAUUUAGGCAGCUUCUCCACGGAGGAGCAGAGAAAGACUGUGACUCAGGGCCGGGCCGCCGUCAUCAGCACGCCGCCCCUCGCCUCCUUCCCCCGGCCCCUCGUCACAUGGUUCAAAGACGGACAGAAGAUUAUCCCGAACAACCGAAUGUAG